AUGAUUGGUGAGCUGUGCAGAUGCAGCCAACGCUUCCUUUUCCAAGCAGCCACCAAGUUGACUGAAGUAGAGAAGAGAUGGACAGUCUGCAAGUUCACCUACUUCAGCCUGGACCAGGAUCAAUUGCUGGACAGGUCCUAUGAGCAGCUGAUGCAGUUGUACAACACCCUACAGCGGCGAUGCCUGAACUGUGGCCUGUGGCUGAAGCAGCACUCACUAUUCAAAAGCCUGAGAAAGGCCACGAAGGAGACACAACCCAUAGAGAAGCCCAAGACCCACCUGAGAGACAUGAUCAUUCUGCCGGAGAUGGUAGGCAGCAUAGUAGGUGUGUACAAUAGCAAGACCUUCAACCAGGUGAAAAUCAAACCAGAUGCAAUCAACCACUGCCUGGUUGAGCUCUUCAUCACCUGCAAGUUGGUGAAGAAUGGCCGGCCUGGUAUCUGUGCCAACCACUCCUCCUGCUUCAUCACCCUCAAGUAG
Cricetulus griseus (Chinese hamster) is the source of this 480-nucleotide messenger RNA. The record is from RefSeq and is a predicted model, not a curated record. Lineage: Eukaryota; Metazoa; Chordata; Mammalia; Rodentia; Cricetidae.